Messenger RNA from Drosophila simulans, 2211 nucleotides. RefSeq lists its product as uncharacterized. Gene Ontology annotation, molecular function: protein binding. The transcript is spliced from 3 exons. Lineage: Eukaryota; Metazoa; Arthropoda; Insecta; Diptera; Drosophilidae. The coding region runs from base 1293 to 1727 and encodes 144 amino acids. The record is from RefSeq and is a predicted model, not a curated record.
CCAUUAUAUUCAUCAACAUUUUUUACGUCCAAAUGCAUAGAAAAUGGAUCAUCGUGAUCCAAAUCCGAGUCACAAUCAUCGCUUCCCAAAAAAUGUUCAUUAUUAAUAUGUUAUAUAUUUGGUGCAUCUAAAAGAUUGAUGACUUUAGGCAAAGCGACUUUUUUAUUUUGAGACGACCUUUUGUUUAUAUUUAGGCUUGAAAGUAAAGGAUCCGAUGAAUCCAUGGCUCGGUAAAAUACGUCCGUUAAAUUGUUAAAACUAGAACAUUGUCUCGAAUAUGACCGUCUAUCACGCUUGUAGAAUUUAUUACGUGUUUCAGAUGCGUUCUCUCCAAAGCAGCCGAUAGGUAAAACCGAGGAUUCUAUUAUCUGCGGACCGCGAAUCAAAACUUUAUGGAUAGUUGCUGACAUCGGAUACCAUUUAUAGUGAUCCAGUUCGUUGGCAGAAUUUUUUGAAUUUAGAAAUAUUUAUACGAAAUUCACAAGAUAUAGCAACCAAAAUAAUAUAAAACCUGUGCGAAAUAUCAUAAUUUAAUCAUCAUAUUGAUGAAAGUUGCCUUGUGUUUUUAAAUGUUCUUCGUGUGGUGUUUCCGUCAUUCGUAUUUCCACUUCCGUUUUGUUUUGGCUUAUCAACAUGUAAUCCCAUCUGAGUCAAAAGUAAUUGUUGUAACUCUUGUUUACGGAAUGUUAUCAUGUCUCUUUCUUCAUUAUCCCUUGUUUGUCACUUUUCCAAUUUAAGUUUGUAUGAGAUUUUAAGUACAAACUCGAAAAAUCUGAUCCAUGCGUGCAGAGGACUGAUGCCAUAAUUUACAUUUUCAAUGUUGGCCUUAAAGUUUGAUAUUUCGGUGGUUUUCAUAAAAUCCUUUGAAGUGGCUCGGCUCCACAGAUAGGACACACCUGGCAAGAUUUCGUUCCAGUUUUUAUAUUCAACACCUUUCCGUCAAUUUAUGUGAGAUGGAGGGAAAAAGUGACAACUAUUUUUCUGGCGAUUGAAAAAUUGUAACCUGUGAGGUUUUGUAUUUUUGACUUUAAAUUCGACUUUUCCGCCAAAAUAAGUUCUUUGGCUUAUUUAGCGAAUUCGAUCUUUAGGGGUCUGCGACAAGGGCGUCGCCAGGGUAGGGCACUUAAAGGAAUGAUCGAGAAAUUUCAUAAUUUUAAGCCUAUCAGAGUUUCCAGUUUUGGAAGAUGAAUUCUACAAGUUGGCACAAAUCAUUUCUCACUCCACAAUAGACGAACAAUUUGGUUAGAGUUUCCCUAAACUAAGACGUAAACAAAGACAACAAUAAUUACAACAUGGAACACAAUUCUAUAUCAAAAAACCAAUUGUGGCAAGAGUCAUACCGGGGACGCUGGACGUACAAACUUAUCCCGGAACUAACGGAGUGGGCUGAUUGCGAGCACAAAACGGUGGACUACCACAUGACCCAGUUCCUCACGGACCAUGGCUGUUUCCGAGGGUACCUAUUUAGGUUCUGCCACGUGGAUACAGCCCAGUGCCUCUACUGCACAGACGCAGUGGAAACCGCAGAGCACAUCCUUCUGCACUGCUCCGGGUUCGUCGAGGAGAGGGCGCAACUCGUGGCGCUCGCUGGGUCACCUCUCAGCCCGAGUGGCCUGGUUGCCGCUAUGAUGGCUGUCAAAAUCGUUUGGAACGGGACUCACGUGAUCAUCGUCACCAUGAUGAAGCGUGUCCGUAAGGACGAGUUGGCCAAUCGGAACUAUAGAUAAGGAGUACUCCCGUAUUUUGGUGGGGCAAGAACUCUACGUCUGUCCGCUCAGUUGGUCGUAAAAAGGCGCUGCAGUGCAUCGCAAAUGAAGAUGGAGUGCGACUUGGCAUCACAUCCUGCUCACCGAUGAAAUACUUUGACUGGCAGUCCAAGUGAGCUUGAAAAGGACAGGAGAGAGCGGAGGUUUUUGUUUAGUACGUAGCCAUAAUGCCUUAGCUGAUGGGUAUGAAUCGUGCACGCCAUCCAAGGACGUUUGAUGGUAUCUUUAGAAGAUUUCAUUUUCCUGCCGUAUAUAAUAAAAAAAAAAAAACCCCACGAAUUCACUGACUAGACAUUCCCGUUUCUCGCGACUCACUUCGUGCCGAUCAAAACUCUGUACAGUAGUCUUAAGCUGACAUUUCUCGAAUAAAGACGUUCACCGAAAUUGUUCGUGUUUCGACUUAAAGUUGUUUCAGCGUUGAUCUUUGUCUUUGUUAUUGUCGGAU